ACCCGGGCGGAAGGCGCCGCGGCAGGGCAGCGGGAGGCGGAGCACGGGUAACAGAGGCUUCCGCCUUCCCGAGUUCUGGCGUCGUGAGGGAAGUGGAGCUGGGAACUCGGGGCGAUUCUUUUCGGAGAUGGUGUCGCUGCUGCCGCGCAUCGAGCGGCUCUCGUCGCGGGUGGUGCGGGUGCUGGGCUGCAACCCGGGGCCCAUGACCCUGCAGGGCACCAACACCUACCUGGUGGGCACCGGGCACAGAAGGGUCCUUAUUGACACCGGAGAGCCAGCUAUUCCUGAAUAUAUCAGCUGUUUAAAGCAGGCACUGUCAGAGUUCAACAUCGCGAUUCAAGACAUUUUAGUGACACACUGGCAUCGUGAUCAUACUGGUGGAAUACCUGAUAUCUGCAAAAACAUCCCAAAUGAUUCAGAAUAUCGCAUAUGUAAGCUCCCUCGUGUCCCUCACUGUGAAGAAACAAUAGAAGGAGGACAUAAAUAUUUUUAUCUUAAAGAUGGAGAUGUGAUACAGAUGGAGGGAGCCACACUCAGAGUUUUAUAUACACCAGGACACACUGAUGAUCAUAUGGUUCUACAUCUAGAAGAAGAAAAUGCUAUAUUUUCUGGUGACUGUAUUUUAGGGGAAGGAACAACAGUAAUAGAAGACCUGUAUGAUUACAUGAAAACUUUGAAAAAGUUGCUAGAAAUGAAACCAGAUUUGAUAUAUCCAGGUCAUGGCCCAGUAGUACGUGAUGCAAAUACUAGAAUCCAAAACUACAUUUCUCACCGACUUGCACGUGAACAGCAAAUUCUAAAUGUUUUCCAGCAGAAUGCUGGGAAAUCAUACACAUCCUCGGAGCUUGUAAAGAUAGUAUACAAGGAAAUACCUGAAAAUUUACUUCCAGCAGCAGAAAGUAACCUCCUAGUCCACUUGAAGAAGCUGGAAAAAGAAGGAAAAGUGUGUAAGUGGUGGAAGGAGGGUCAUUUUCAUUUUGAUGUUCUAUGCACUAUUUCUCAUGUUAUUUUAGUGCGUUAUUUUCUAGGGAAAAAAAAUGCAAUUUUUUGCAGUAGCUGUCCAUUAGACAAAUUGAAGCAGAGUAGUAUCUAAAAUGGUUGUACAGUAUUUCCAAACUCUUAGAAAGUAUUUUGUAAAGUAUUUGAGUGCUUAAAGCUCAGAUUACUGCUAUGCAUAUACCUUUAAAUUUUUAUUUAAAACAUACCAUAAAAUGCAUUCCUAAUGCUAGCUUUUAUACCUUCCUGUAUUUUCUGAAAUUCAUACCUAAAUAUGCAUAUACAAGUUAAACUCAUUUUAUGGGUUUAUAUUUAAGUUUUUGCUCUUGCAAAAUGCAUGUUUUUGUGUCUAUGUGUUAAUAGUGAUGGUUAAAAUCACACAGUGUAAAUUUUUACAAUUUCUGAUUAGUACGGUACUAAGUAGAGCUGCUGUAUUUAGUUUACUGUUUUUACAUUGUGCCUUUACUCUUAGUGAACAAGGUGAAGUAUUCUAUUUCUGUAAUGGCAUAUGCCUGUGGAAAUGUUACUCAGCCAAAGCUAAGGAAAAUACUUCUUCCUAUACAAUACAUAACUGCACCCAGGACUGUCUCUUUAAGUAAAUAAUUACAUUCAUUUACAGCUGUUGCAGAUUUUCAGCAUUUACCAACCUGAAUAACAACAUGAAAUCAGUAUAUUUUUUUCAACUUAAACCUUCUGUUUGUCUUAAUGAUAGAACGGCUGCUAGGUGCAAACUGAACAAUUGAGACCUAAUUUUUCUAAUAAUAAUAACAACCUGCUUUUUAUUCAAAGAAAAUAGACUAGAAUCACAUGAAUACAGUCAUUACUGAAGUUCAGGAAAUGUUCUCUUUAGUCUUUUGUGCAGAAUGCCAUAGAAACUGUACCAGCAUGGUACUUACUGCACCAGAUUUUAAAUAUUGUCUCAAUUCUUGGUUAUUAACAUAUGUCAAUGACCUAUACAUUUCUCCAGAUUCAUCAAGGACCUCAGGUGCUGUUUAUCCCUUCUUUUCACUCUUAAAGUAGUUCAAGCAACAGCAUUUUCUGUUGAGAUCCAGUAGUGGAUAAAUUAACUUUCUCAUUAAAGGUAGUCUUCCCUACAAGAGACUCUGCAUCUUGAAUGCCCAGGAAAUAAUUUGGUUGAGUGAGCUACUGACUUAAGGGUUUGUUUUCUCAAAACCACCCUUUUCAUAUUUACCAAACAAAAAUAAUCCAUUUUUUCUCAGAAAUCACUUUUCAGUUUUGAAGAGAGAGCAGAUACAGUCAUGUAUCUGUUCACAAAGUAUCAGCUACUUCAAAUUAUUAGAGUGGUUAAAUAACUAGAGGAGAUGCUAGUCAGAAUAAUUGUUGGGACUCUCCUACUGCAGCUGUUUUGUUUUUAAACUUGAAUUUGUGCUCACAGAGAGGGUGGGACACAGUCUCAUCAGAACACUUGGUGUUAUGUGCUGAUCUCUGCAGUUUAGGCCCAGACCUAUGGUAAAUGCUUAACAUCACAUCACCUUUGCCCAUUUUUCAGUUCAGAUUAAGGGCAUCUGUUAAGGAAAACUGAUUCUGUUGAUUCUGAGCAUGUAGCAUACAAAUGCUUGUGUACUCAUGGUACUUGCUCAUUUGAUUUUAAUAUCCUUUGAUGCCCUUCCCAUACUCCACGACCUUGCAGCAUCUCAAGUUUUGUUCUCAUUAUGGAAGACUUGAGCUGUAGACAUAACACUGUCUGCUUAAUUUUCACAUAACGUUUUUCCAAAGAAACAUCUUGUCAGUAUCGAUAAUGAAUGUGACAAGCAUAUUACAACCUUACAAGUGAGUUACUCACUGCAAAUUAUGGCCAUAUGCUGCCUGCUGCAGUCAUUAAUUAACCACUUCAUACUAGGGAUUGUGGGUUUUGUCAGUACAUAACUUUUGUAACUGUAAUUGGGAGUGACACUGCCUCUUACGGAUCUGCUUUUCUUACUUAAAACAGAAAAGUAAUAUCUUGUAAGCAGGAGCAUGGCACAAUGCUCACGUGUAAGCUUUCUCCCAUGUUUGGGUAUAAAUAAUUUGGUCAUUGUUUCACAUCAUAGCUGAUGAAGAGAUAAAAAUAAUUUGGCUGUUCUUAAUUUAUCAGCACAGACUUUUUUCCAUCUGAAGGUUAUAAAUUUCAGAAAAUGCAACAAGUGCUCUGCUACCUCAGAUUUCUUAAUAUCUAGAAAGUUUAAUAUACCAAACUUUAAAUAACUAGAGGAUCAUUAAAACCUUUUUAUCAAUCACUCUUUAUACUGCUAGGUUACAUUGUGAAACAGUUAGUGUUUAUUACCUUCCAUUGAAACUGAACACUGGCCUGAAGAAAAAUAUUUCAUUAGUUUUAAUAAAAAAUGUCACGUGUAGACAUACAUAUGCAUGUACAGGUUAAAUUUGAGAUUAUCUAAUGCUUAUAAGUAAAAUCUAAGUGUUGAUUUGUGACUAAUUUGGUCUCUUUUUCUUAACAGUACGUGAUGAAACACCCAGCUUCAGAUGGAAAAACAAUUUAUAAGUUAGGCAAGAUUGCUCAGGAAUGUAUUUAAUCUACAUGGUUUCUGUAUGAAAAAACAUAAUGAUGAGUUCAGAGUAUAUGUAAAAAAAACCCUUUUUUUAAAAAAAAUAGGUAACAAUUUUAAACCAAUGUUACAGUAAGUUAACUAAUGUUUUUCACGUUCUACUUUAUUGGAAUUUUAAAAAUAUCCUGGUGAGUACUGAAUUAAUAAAAUGGGAUGAGUGUGAAGAAUUGAAUCUUACCUUUGUUAUAAAAUGCUGAGUUUUAUCAUCAGUGGCAGGAGACAAAUAGCAAGGUCUUAUAAACUUAGUACUAUGAUAUCAUAAAGCAAUAUUAUAAACCCAAUAAAUCACAUAUAUAAAAGAAAUCUCUAGUAAAAAACCCCAGAAUUUAUGUUAUUCUAAACCUGGUUUCACCUUCUUGUGCUUCUCAAAAAGUGAUUUGCUAAUAAGUUACCUGUACAUUCUAAAAAACCAAGUUAUUUUUGCUAACAGAUUUAAAUACUGGGGUUUAUGUUCCUUUGCUAAUUCAGCUGAGUGUGCUCAUCUUCAUUGGUUGCUCAGUGCAAUAGGUGCAAUAGGAAAGUAAUUUCAGGCUUCUGUGUUUUUUGGUGGAGACACCAUUUCUAUGGAAUUCAUUCAAAGGAUUCAUUAAUUUUAAUUAACGAAUGUCAAAAAAUGCACUGAGUUAGAGCAGACUCUUAAAUUCUUUAUAAGGUUCUGCAAGAAUGUGAUUAAAAAGCUGUAUAAAUUUACAUAUGUGUUACAGGCCAUAUGAAGUUAACCUUGUCUGUGACAUAACAACUAACAGUCUUUAAGUUUUGCUGCUAAUCCACUUAAACUACAAAUAUUUUAACGAAAAGGUUGUAUUUGGUUGUAAGAUACUGUAUAGUAUAUAAAAGUAUGUUUGGAGAUUAAUUUAAACUGCAAGUUCAGUUCUCUGUGUACCUUAUGCUUGCAGAAUAGUGCAUAAGUAUUUGCAUUACUUCGUGUAUUCAAAGUGUGUGACAUUUGAUGAUACAUACAUUUCUUAUAACGUUGGCUCAGCCUUAAAAAACAAAAGCAGACCUGAGAUGUUUGAAAGUAUCAAGGACAAAUAUACGUCCUUGAAAACCUUUCACCAUUCAAUCCUGUACCCUCAUUUGUGUAACAUGCAUAUGUUUGGGUACUGAAGGCAUGUCUUAAUAAUUGACAUUAUUUUAUGAAGCUGAUGGCAUUUGUUCUGAUCAGCUGAGACAAAUCCAAAACAAAAAUACUCCCAAGAAUAGCAACCCAAAACUGAAAUCAUAUUCUGAAGUAGUAGCCAGACCCCUGAAGAAGAGAAAUAAUUACUUUCUGCCUAAAAUGAUGCUUCUUGCAAACUUCAUUGAUCUGAAACUUGGCCACAUCAUGACACAUGCUCACUUGUAAUUUUUUGUGCAGUGCCAUUUUGAGGUCUUUCUCAGGUCUUCUAGGUUUCCUUCCUAUUGUAUUUUCUGUUUACUUGCAUUUUUCCAGAUACUUUCUAUCCCUUCCUCCCUCAAACAUUUUUUUUCCUCAAUUCCUUUUGGAAUAGUGACUUCAUUUUCACAUGGACUUCUUUUCAUUAAUAAUUAGUUUUCCUAUAGCUAUUCCAUGAAUUUAUAGUUACCUUUUCCAUUGUUAGGAAUAAAAACAUAAUUAUCACUGCUUUUUUGAAAAAGAAAAAAGAUAAUUCACAUGAUCUGAAUGGUGUCAUUUUGCUUCAGGAAAAUAGAAUCCUCGGUGAAAUGACAGUUUUCUGUCAUGAGGUCUGAGAACCUAAGACAGCAGGAAACUGCUAUGAGGAGGUGAUGUCUUACUACCUUUCUGAGCUAAAGAAGAAAUCCAAUUUCACUUAACAAUUUCCUUCUGUUUUACUAUACAUUUUUAAAUACAUGGAAAUGGCUUUAGAAUCCAAUUAAAGAAUUGCUGGAACUUGAAGAUAACAGAGAAAGCAAGAGGAUACAAAUAGAAAACUCCAUGUUCUGUGCUGUGCUGCAGCAAAUGCCUGACAUCUUCAAAAAAAACCAAGGAAAAAGACUGUUCAACCAGGCAUGUCAUUAAUGGUCCUGUAUGGUGUCUUUGGAAUAUUAAGAGCAGAAAUUGCACUGUUACUAAGAUGCAUACAUAUAAUAAAGGAUACUUUGCUAUGGUGUGUUGAAAAA
Messenger RNA from Corvus hawaiiensis (hawaiian crow), 5660 nucleotides. RefSeq names its product lactamase beta 2 (gene LACTB2). The transcript has 6 exons. Lineage: Eukaryota; Metazoa; Chordata; Aves; Passeriformes; Corvidae. Gene Ontology annotation, cellular component: mitochondrial matrix. The record is from RefSeq and is a predicted model, not a curated record. The coding region runs from base 128 to 1093 and encodes 321 amino acids. Gene Ontology annotation, molecular function: RNA endonuclease activity; single-stranded RNA binding.